AUGUCUUCAAUCAUGGAGCCACCACCCACCCCCGAGUUCGAUCCGGCGAAGCCCAAUGGCGGCAACCCAGAUGUCGAGAAUGUCAACCUUCAGUACACAGGCCUGGAGUUCCACUACAUCUAUCUCAUGAUUAUGGCCUUCCUUGUGUUCCUCAUCAUACCUGGAAUCGGCUUCCUCUACUCUGGUCUUUCUCGUCGCAAGUCGGCCCUCUCCAUGUUAUUCCAGUCUUUUGCAGUCAUGGGAGUUGUUACCUUCCAGUGGAUGUUCUGGGGCUACACGCUCGCGUAUUCUCGCACUGCCAGUCCGUUUAUUGGCAACAUGGAUAACUUUGGCCUCAAGAACGUCAUGUCUGCGCCAUCUCCCGGCUCAUCGUUCUUGCCCGAGAUCGUCUUUUGCCUGUAUCAGAUGCUCUUUUGUGCAUGCACUGUGCAGCUCGUCGUCGGUGGAUCAUUUGAACGCGGUCGCAUCCUACCUUCAAUGGUCUUUGCCUUCUGCUGGGCGACUAUCGUGUACUGCCCCAUCGCAUGCUGGACAUGGAACGCGAACGGAUGGUUAUUCAACCUUCCUUCACUUGACUUCGCCGGUGGGGGUCCCGUCCACAUCGCGUCCGGCUGGUCCGCCCUCGCAUACGCUUUCGUCCUCGGCAAGCGUCUACACAAGGGUGACAAGAUUCACGGAAAGGCUCACAACCCCACACUGGUCUUCAUAGGCACUGUCUUCAUCUGGUUUGGGUGGUUCGGCUUCAACGGAGGUAGUGCUCUCAAUGGCACAGUCCGCUCUAUGCUGGCGGCGUUCAACACCAACACCGCCGCCAGUUUUGGCGUGCUUGGUUGGGUAUCGGUUGAGUACGUCCGUACCAAGGGUCACUUUUCCGUCGUCGGUGCUUGCUCUGGAGCCAUCGCUGGUCUUGUUGGUAUCACUCCCGCUGCAGGUUAUGUUUCUGUGUGGAUCGCUGCUCUAAUCGGCUUUCUCACUGCGGCCGUCUGUUCUCUUUGCCAGAACGUCGACAAGUGGAUUAAGAUCGACGAGGGCAUGGAUGUCUUCAAGCUCCACGGAAUUGGUGGCAUGGUUGGUUCAUUCCUCACCGGCAUCUUCGGCCAAGCCUGGAUCUAUGACCUUGACGGCAUGGGUCCCUACGACGGCCUCGGUGGCAUGGACGGUGUGGGCGUUCAGAUCGGUCGCCAAUUGGCCGAGAUCGUUGCCAUCGCCUCCUACUCUUUCGUCGUCUCCUGCAUUCUUCUGUACAUCCUGAAGUUCAUUCCUGGCAUGCAUCUUCGUGUCACCUCAGAAGCUGAGAUGAUGGGUCUGGACUACGACCAGUUUGGCGGUGAGCAGAUUGGCGACUGGAGUAUCAUGGACCAGAACCACUACGAGGCGAAUGUCAGCAGCUCAAGCAGCCAGAAUGUGCCUACAUCUGUUCCUGCGGCAGCGGUCGGAAAGCAAUCGUAA
Alternaria novae-zelandiae is the source of this 1449-nucleotide messenger RNA. RefSeq lists its product as uncharacterized. Lineage: Eukaryota; Fungi; Ascomycota; Dothideomycetes; Pleosporales; Pleosporaceae. The transcript has 3 exons. The record is from RefSeq and is a predicted model, not a curated record. The coding region runs from base 1 to 1449 and encodes 482 amino acids. Gene Ontology annotation, cellular component: plasma membrane. Gene Ontology annotation, biological process: ammonium transmembrane transport. Gene Ontology annotation, molecular function: ammonium channel activity.